Prosopis cineraria is the source of this 1139-nucleotide messenger RNA. Its product is annotated as cationic peroxidase 1-like. Gene Ontology annotation, molecular function: heme binding; peroxidase activity. Gene Ontology annotation, biological process: hydrogen peroxide catabolic process; response to oxidative stress. The record is from RefSeq and is a predicted model, not a curated record. The transcript is spliced from 4 exons. The coding region runs from base 31 to 1008 and encodes 325 amino acids. NCBI's taxonomy places the organism in Eukaryota, Viridiplantae, Streptophyta, Magnoliopsida, Fabales, Fabaceae.
ACUUAAAGGAUAUCAUAUAUUCAACAAUCAAUGGCUGCUAGCCCAGUCCUUAUUCAUCAUCUCAAACUCAGCAUCUGUACUGUGUUGUUAUUAUGUCUCACCGGAACAGCUUUUGCUCAAUUACGCUCCACAUAUUACUUACUUUCAUGUCCUCUUGCUCUUCCUAUCAUUAGGGCCGAAGUACUCAAAGCUGUGCUCCUUGAGCCUCGAAUGGGUGCUUCCCUGCUCCGUCUCCAUUUCCAUGACUGCUUCGUCCAAGGAUGCGACGCGUCAGUACUAUUGGACGACACAGAAAAUUUCAGGGGUGAAAAAACAGCAUUUCCCAACAAUAAUUCUCUGAGGGGUUUUGAUGUCAUGGAUGAUAUAAAACAUAAACUAGAGAACCUGUGUCCCGGCGUCGUCUCAUGUGCUGACAUUUUGGCGGUUGCUGCGAGGGACUCUGUGUACGCUCUGGGUGGACCGUUUUGGGAAGUGAGAUUGGGAAGAAGAGACUCAACCAAAGCAAGUUGGAGCGAUGCUAACAAGGAUUUGCCUGCUCCGUUCCUCAAUCUUACUGGCCUCAUCACUGCUUUUGCCAACAAAGGCUUCACCCGGCAAGAAAUGGUGGCUUUGUCUGGAUCUCACACGAUAGGGAUGGCGAGGUGCAGGACUUUCAGGAACAGGAUCUACAACGACACCAACAUAGAGUCGUCGUUUAGAGAAUCGAAGCAAGCGGUGUGUCCGGCCGUAGGUGGAGACGACAAUCUAUCCGCUUUAGACGGCUCGCAUAGUGACGGAAACUGCUUUGAUAACUCAUACUACAAGAACUUGGUGAAGAAGAAGGGUCUGUUGCACUCGGACCAGGCGCUCUUCAAUGGAGGUCCCACGGACGCUCAAGUGAGAGCUUACGUGCAUGAUUCUUCACUCUUCUUCCGCGACUUUGCCAAGGCCAUGAUCAAAAUGAGUGAGCUCACUCCUUUGACUGCUCCUCAUGGUCAAGUCAGGACUAAUUGCAGAAAAGUCAAUUGAAUGCUAAUUGCCAUAACAUGAAAUCUAUUGUAUUCGAUCCAGUUACUUGCUAUAUCGUUUUUAGAAUAUUGUUUCACUCAUGCAUAGGUUCUCAAAAUAUCCAAAAGAAUAAAACAUCCCAUGUGCUGCUA